AUGUGGCUUCUCGCCAUGCAACUGGUAUAUGUGAUUCCAUCGGUUUUCCUGUAUUCUCUAACAAUUUGUACUGUAGUUGUAAAAUGGAAAAGUUUCAAGUCAUCUUUUUUCCAAUUAUAUGUCUUUGACUUUUCAAUGAAUGUUUUCACCCUUUUGAACACUUUCUAUGUUUUCCGGUUUGCUAACUAUACCUGUGACACAUGUUUUUUGGCUCAAGUUUUUCAAAAUCUAGACAAUUAUAUAAAUUCUUCGUUUCUCUAUGCUGUUCAAUACCACAUGGCAUAUGUGCAAUAUGGAUCUACAUUAAUAAAUUCAUUGAAUCGACUUUCGAAUGCUGAAAUUCAGAAGUGGAGAAAUUACAGUAUUCUUGCAAUGGCUUUAAUUGUGAUCUUACCCAUUCCUUGCACUAUUUGGAUAAUGAGUUACGGAGCAUGGUGGGAAUACGAACCACCUCAAUCUCGAUACCUUUUACAUUCUCCACUUGAUCAAAAGUCCAUCUCUAUUGUACUUUUGCCCUUCAUGGUGAUCUCAACUGUCUUUUCUCUGGGUCUAAAUCUCGUCAGUAUGAUUUUGGUCCGUCGAGUGAGUCAGCAAAGAAAAAAACUAGUGGAGACUCAUUUCCUCAAAUUGAUUGUCAUCACCUGUGCAGUUCAAGUUUUGGGGACUUUGCUAACGAUAAUGUUGGGUGUGGUCUUUCAAACGUCUCUUCUGUUUUCACUGAUAGUCUAUUCGAUUCCUUUCAUCAGUGACUGUCUGACUUUAUGUCAUCCAUGGCUUCUCGUAUGGCUGAGUAAACCAAUUAGAGACAGUUUACUGAGCAUAAUUAGACCAACACCAGUUGCAUCGAGUAUCUUGGUACUUGAAGCAAGACAAAAUGAAAGGAG
Molecule: messenger RNA, 884 nt
Organism: Caenorhabditis briggsae
Lineage: Eukaryota; Metazoa; Nematoda; Chromadorea; Rhabditida; Rhabditidae
Exons: 7
Biological process (GO): sensory perception of chemical stimulus
Cellular component (GO): membrane
Molecular function (GO): transmembrane signaling receptor activity
Source: RefSeq, a predicted model, not a curated record